CUCGGGGGGCCCCUGGAGAAGCCGGGAGGAGACAGCCGAGGGUCAGUCCAACACAAAAGGAUCCCCUCCGAGGGCAGCUCCUUUGCCCCAGGGACUCAGAACACACAUGAUCCAUCCCACUUGAGCUCAGACAGUGCCUCCCAGGGAACCCCCAGAACCCUGGCAUAGAGCUGGGCACACGGAUGUGCCCCUGAUGUCCCUGACCUUUUGCCAGCACCCUCUGGCCCCUCAGGAGCAGCCAACAUGCCUAUCUCCAAGUGCCCACAGAAGUCGGAGCCCCUGUGGAAGGCAUGGGACCGAAAGGCCCAGAAGAACGGACAGAGACACCAGGUGUAUGCUGUCAAUGGUGACCGCUACGUGGGCGAGUGGAGAGACAACUUGAAACACGGAAAAGGAACACAGCUCUGGAAGAAGAAAGGGGCCAUCUAUGAGGGGGACUGGAAGUUUGGGAAGCGAGAUGGCUAUGGCACUCUCAGCCUUCCUGACCAAGAGACUGGAAAGUACAGGAGAGUAUAUUCGGGCUGGUGGAAAGGCAAUAAGAAAUCGGGCUAUGGGAUCCAGUUUUUUGGACCCAAAGAGUAUUAUGAAGGUGAGUGGUGUGGCAACCAGCGCAGCGGGUGGGGCCGCAUGUACUACAGCAGUGGUGACAUCUACGAGGGCCAGUGGUGGAACGACAAGCCGGACGGGGAGGGCAUGCUGCGCCUGAAGAAUGGGAACCGCUAUGAGGGCUACUGGCAGCGAGGCUUGAAGAACGGGUCUGGGCGUUUCUUCCACCUGGACCAUGGUCAGCUGUUUGAAGGCUUCUGGGUGGACGACAUAGCCAAGUGUGGCACGAUGAUCGACUUUGGCCGAGAUGAGGCCCCUGAGCCCACCCAGUUCCCCAUUCCUCAGGUCAAACUUCUAGACCCCGAUGGCGUGCUGGAGGAAGCCAUGGCCAUGUUCAAGAAAGAGGAAAUGCAAGGAGACUGAUGCCAGGUGAGGGGGUGAG
Messenger RNA from Miniopterus natalensis, 988 nucleotides. It is a transcript of the gene MORN3, whose product is annotated as MORN repeat containing 3. Lineage: Eukaryota; Metazoa; Chordata; Mammalia; Chiroptera; Miniopteridae. The record is from RefSeq and is a predicted model, not a curated record.